This is a messenger RNA of Camelus dromedarius (Arabian camel), 450 nucleotides long. Its product is annotated as ATP synthase membrane subunit K, mitochondrial-like. Bases 1 to 336 code for a protein of 111 amino acids. NCBI's taxonomy places the organism in Eukaryota, Metazoa, Chordata, Mammalia, Artiodactyla, Camelidae. The record is from RefSeq and is a predicted model, not a curated record. The transcript has 2 exons.
AUGUGGGCAAAUGGCCAGUGGCAGUUAAGGGGCCCUGGGCGUCAGGAGCAGAACAGUGCGGAGGGAGCAGAAUGUUGGUACAUGCGAAUCAUGGGAGAGAAACUUUUGACACUGAAGGACACAGGCUGCGGAGUUGGUGUCUUUUGGAAGACUGAAAUCGUGGCAGGUCCAGAAACUGAUGCCCAAUUCCAUUUCACUGGCAUCAGAAAAUAUUUCAACUCUUACACUCUCACAGGGAGAAUGUAUUGUGUUCUGGCCACGUAUGGAAGCAUUGCUUUGUUAGUCUUAUACUUCAAGUUAAGGUCUAAAAAAACUCCAGCUGUGAAACCAACAUAAACGGAUUCUAAACUGUACCUCAUCUGUUAAGUACCCAUGCCUGAAGAAGCUAAUGUCAGCUCAUCAUGUGAUACUCAAUUUGUACAAUAAAUUAUGAACCUGGAAAAAAAAAAA